AUGAGUCACUUUUCUCUUAAUUUCCUCUCACUCUUAUGUCCUCUCUUUGUCUCUCUCUUGCAUACUCUGUUCAUAUCUCUCUUUCUCAUUCUCUUUUUUUUCUCUCUCUCUCUCUCUCUCUCUCUCUCAUUCUCCGUUUUUCUCUCUGUCUCAUUCUCUGUUUGUGUCUUUCUCACUCUCUCGUUCUCUGUUUGUGUCUCUCUCUCGUUCUCUGUUUGUGUCUCUCUCUCGUUCUCUGUUUGUGUCUCUCUCUCGUUCUCUGUUUGUGUCUCUCUCUCGUUCUCCGUUUGUGUCUCUCUCUCACUCUCUCGUUCUCUGUUUGUGUCUCUCUCUCGUUUCUCUUUCUCUGUUUUGUCUCUCUCUCUCUCUCGUUCUCUGUUUGUGUCUCUCUCUCUCUCUCGUUCUCUGUUUGUGUCUCUCUCACUCUCUCGUUCUCCGUUUGUGUCUCUCUCUCACUCUCUCGUUCUCCGUUUGUGUCUCUCUCUCACUCUCUCGUUCUCCGUUUGUGUCUCUCUCUCACUCUCUCGUUCUCCGUUUCCGUUGUCUCUCUCUCUCUCUUUCUCCGUUCUCUGUCUCGUUCUCCGUUUGUGUCUCUCUCGUUCUCCCUUUGUGUCUCUGUCUCGUUCUCUUUGUGUCUCUUUUCUCUUUUCUCCGUUUGUGUCUCUCUCUCACUCUCUCGUUCUCCGUUUGUGUCUCUGUCUCGUUCUCCGUUUGUGUCUCUGUCUCGUUCUCCGUUUGUGUCUCUUUCUUCUCUCGUUUGUGUUUGUGUCUCUCUCUCUCUCUCAUUCUCUGUUCUCUGUUUUUGUGUCUCUCUCUCUCUCUCCUCUCUUUCGUUUGUGUCUCCGUUUGUGUCUCUCUCUCUCUCUCUCGUUCUCCGUUGUGUCUCUCUCUCUCGUUCUCCGUUUGUGUCUCUCUCUCUCACUCUCUUUGUUCUCCGUUCUCUCUCUCUCUCUCUCUUGUUCUGUCUCUCUCUCCUCUCUCUCGUUCUCCGUUUGUCUCUCUCUCACUUCUCCGUUCUCUCUCUCUCUCGUUUGUGUCUCUCUCUCUCUCUCUCUCUCUCCGUUUGUUCUCUCUCUCAAUCUCUCAUUCUCCGUUUGUCUCUCUCUCUCUCUCUCUCUCUCUCUCGUUCUCUGUUUGUCUCUCUCUCACUCUCUAGUUCUCUGUUUGUGUCUCUCUCUCUCUCGUUCUACGUUUCUCACUGUCUCUCUCUCUCUCUCGUUCUCCGUUCUCUCUCUCGUUCUCUGUUCUCCGUUUGUCUCUCUCUCUCUCUCUUCUUGUUUUCCGUUUCUCUCUCUCUCUCUGUUCUCCGUUUGUCUCUCUCUCAAUCUCUUCUCUCAAUUUAAUGAGACAGAUACCUUAUUGCUUGUAUCUGGGGUUCAUUUCGGCGUACUGAGUACCUCAGGAGAAAUUGCAGUCUUCAGUCUUAUUGGAGAAUUCCAGUUACAAUGCCGAGUACUGAACAAGCCAUACGAUGUUUUUGGUACUUGGUACAAUUCUAAUUACCUACUCUCAGGUAGUUUACUUUGGUUUGGUCCACUUCAGUCCUGUUCUGCUCUUUGGUUAAAUAAGGCAUUUCAGGCUACGGACUCCGAGCACGAAUCUGUUGUUAUGCGCCUUUACCGUUUCAACAAUGUCAAUGCAAGUUCAAUACGGGCUAUAAUGAUUGCAAACUGCGUGACUGACGAGGAGGAAGGUUCAAAAAAUGAAGGAAAAUCUGUGACCGUAAGCACAGUGCCCAGCAACACGGACAGUAAAACACAGGGUAUUUUGAACAGGAAGGAAGGCAGCAACUGUGCUGCCCGGAACCCUAGGCAAAAGAGCCCAGUGCUGGUCACUUCUUGUACCAGGGCACACAAUUGCCCGAAUUGUUUAAAGCGAAGGGCGGACAAGAAAGCUCAGAAGGCUGUGGCCUCCAGCAAUGGCGAUCAAAAGCAAAGGAGUUGCAAAACACUACAGUGCCUCACUGUUAUGGAGGACGGGCGUUUGCAGAGCAGGAUGCUCGAGGUGGAGGGUGAAGAGACAGACGAGCAGUUGAAUGGAACUAUUGAAUACAAUGAGGAUUAUCGGAAAGCCGAAGUAACAUGGCACGAAGGCUCGGACUGCAAUGACCAAGUGAAAUCAUGUGAGGGCCUAUCAGCAGGCAAGGAAAACUUACUAAACUUAAAGUGUCCUUGCGUUGCUAAGAACAGCCACUACAGUGAACCUGAAGGGGCCUGUGUACAAAAUUCUUGCAAGAACAAUGCAGAAGUUGAGCCAUACUCGUGCAGUUGCUGUUGCAAUCUCGGCCCGAAUUCCGGCCAGCCCGAAGUGCCCGAGGAAUGCACCAAUUAUAAGCCAGACCUGGACCACACACAGCAAGGUCGUUUGGAAUCAUCGCUUGCCAUGGCGUCUGUUCUGCAAGAGGACAAGGCUAAAAUGAACAGCUCAAAAUCCUCACCCAAGUUCCAGGACAAGUAUCUCAUUUUCACAACCGGCUCAAAGACGUACACGCCACACCAGAUUGGUAUCAAGAAGGUGCAGUCGUUGGAGGCAAUGAGGUACAAGAAUGUUGAGGAGACUGGGGAGGGGGUUAGACUCAUGCCAAACGUUGAGGACAGUCAACCAGGCUCCCCACUAAAAUUUGAUGAAGUUGAUCAUCUUAUAGAAUUGGAUGGGCAUAUAAUAGGAAUGUGCUUAUCACCGGAUCAUAGAUAUUUGUAUGUGAACAGUCGGCCAUGGCCUGAAAACUACUACAUUGAGAACCCUCUCUAUCCUCCGCCAAUUGCUCAGGAAAUUGAUAUUCACGUCAUUGACUUGCUACACAUGAAAGAGGUUGGAACAAUGCACCGUUCCCACAAAGCUUAUACCCCAAACGAUGAAUGCUUCUUCAUUUUUUUGGAUUCUUCUUUUUCUUUUUUCUUCUUUUCCUUUUUCUUUUCUUUUUCUUUUUGCUUCUUUUUUCUUUUUUUUCUUCUUUUUCUUUUUUCUUCUUUUUCUUCUUUCUUUUUCUCCUUUUACUUUUUCUUUUUUCUCCUUUUUCUUUUUCUUUUUUCUCCUUUUUCUUUUCCUUUUUUCUUUUUCUUUUUCUUCUUUUUUUUCUUUUUUCUAUUCAUUCUUUUUUCUUUUCUUUUUUUCUUCAUUCUUUUUCUUCUUUCUUCUUCUUUCUCUUUUUCUCCUUUUUCUUUUUUCUUUUUCUUCUUUUUCUAUUCUUUCUUUUUUUUCUUUUACUUUUUUCUUUUUUUCGUCAUUCUUUUUCUCUUUUUCUUUUUUCAUCUUUCUUCUUUUUUUCUUUUUCUUUCUUUCUUCUUUUUUACAUGA
Acanthosepion pharaonis is the source of this 3297-nucleotide messenger RNA. The record is from the annotation of a GenBank genome assembly. Lineage: Eukaryota; Metazoa; Mollusca; Cephalopoda; Sepiida; Sepiidae.